AUGUCUGACAAAGGUCACGUCGAAGAGCCCAAGAACUUCGCACCCAAAACGCCCGUCAACCUAGACCCUCCCAAAGACGACCCAAUAACAUAUGAGGAGCUAUCGAAAUGUGAUGGUGUGUUUCGACCGUACGCGAACGAACACAGACUCCCAGUGCUCAACUUUUCUACAGGAUCAGACCCCUCGAAGCCAACGCUGGUGGCCAUCAAAGGCACCGUCUUCGACGUAUCAGGCAACGAUGCUUAUGGACCAAAGGGACAAUAUCACAUCUUCGCAGGCAAAGACCCGUCUCGAGCCCUCGCAACGUCAUCACUCAAGCCGGAGGACUGUGUCCCGGAAUGGAACGAUCUGGAUGACAAGUAUCAGACCGUGCUGGGCGAAUGGUUUACCUUUUUCAGCAAGCGGUAUAACAUCGUGGGCAAGGUACAGGGAGCUACAAACAAAUAA
Endocarpon pusillum Z07020 is the source of this 447-nucleotide messenger RNA. RefSeq lists its product as uncharacterized. The record is from RefSeq and is a predicted model, not a curated record. The coding region runs from base 1 to 447 and encodes 148 amino acids. Lineage: Eukaryota; Fungi; Ascomycota; Eurotiomycetes; Verrucariales; Verrucariaceae. Gene Ontology annotation, cellular component: membrane; endomembrane system. The transcript is spliced from 2 exons.